CGCCCCAUGAGCCUGACCAAUCCAAAGGGCACGGCCAAGUCCAAGACGAGCACGAACGUCGUACUAAUUGAGUUGCAUAUAUAGUUGAAUUAAUGGGGGAUAAUAAUGUAAACCUACCACCUGGCUUUAGGUUCAGCCCAACAGAUGAGGAGCUGGUUGUUCAUUUUCUCCAACGCAAAGCUUCUCUCUUACCUUGCCAUCCUGAUGUCAUUCCCGAUCUUCAUCUUUAUCCCUAUGAUCCUUGGGAUUUGGAUGGAAAAGCAAUGGCAGAAGGAAACAAAUGGUAUUUCUAUAGUAGGGCAACAAAUGAGACCAGAAUCACAGGGAAUGGAUACUGGCAACCUGUAGGAGUUGAUGAAUCAAUAAUGUCAAGUUCCAAUCACAAAGUUAUUGGGACGAAGAAAUACUAUGCAUUUUACAUGGGUGAUGAGCCACCACAAGGCCAUAAAACCAAUUGGCUAAUGCAGGAAUACAGGCUUUCUCAUUCUUCAGCUUCAGCAACUAGAUCAUCCUCUAGAACAUCAACAACUCAUUCCACAAAUGGGUACUAUAGUAAAUGGGUAAUUUGUCGUGUAUACGAAAGCAACUCUGACAAUGACGAAAAUGAUAGCGCGGAGCUUUCAUGUUUGGAUGAAGUAUUCCUUUCACUAGAUGAUCUUGAUGAUGAUAACAUUAGUUUGCCACAUUAGUCAAUUAAUUAAACUCAGACUUGUUGAUUAGCUUUCUAA
This is a messenger RNA of Nicotiana tabacum (common tobacco), 728 nucleotides long. Its product is annotated as NAC domain-containing protein 104-like. Gene Ontology annotation, molecular function: DNA binding. Gene Ontology annotation, biological process: regulation of DNA-templated transcription; system development. NCBI's taxonomy places the organism in Eukaryota, Viridiplantae, Streptophyta, Magnoliopsida, Solanales, Solanaceae. The record is from RefSeq and is a predicted model, not a curated record.